CCUACUUCAUACUUGAGCUCAUUUGACAACCUUCCCCAAUUCUACCAUCUGAGUUAUAUAUACACUACCAAAAAGCCAAGAUUCCGCACUUCACAACUCUAAAAAUGGGUACCGGAGAAUACGAGUACCCGAAAUCAAGUUUUGAGCAACAACCACCUCACAAAGUUGCCAUCCCACCACCACAACCAUUUAUAAAAUCUCUGAAGAACACUUUGAAAGAAACAUUCUUCCCUGAUGAUCCCCUUAGACAAUUCAAAAACCAGCCACCCUCACGUAGAUUAGUACUUGGAGUUCAAUACUUUUUCCCCAUUUUCGACUGGAUGACUCGUUACAAUUUGAGUUUCUUUAAGUCGGAUGUCAUUGCUGGUAUCACCAUUGCAAGUUUAGCAAUUCCUCAAGGAAUUAGCUAUGCUAAGCUGGCUAAUCUACCCCCAAUUCUCGGCUUGUAUUCGAGCUUCAUCCCGCCAUUAGUGUAUGCCAUGAUGGGUAGCUCCAGGGAUCUAGCGGUGGGGACAGUGGCCGUGGCGUCCCUCCUAAUCGGUUCCAUGUUGGGAGCAGUGGUGAAUGCCAAUGAAGAACCAAAGUUAUAUCUUCAAUUAGCUUUCACAGCUACAUUUUUCGCCGGUGUUCUUCAAGCUUCAUUGGGAUUCCUAAGGCUAGGGUUUAUCGUCGAUUUCUUGUCACACGCAACGAUAGUAGGCUUUAUGGGUGGCGCGGCGACUGUUGUUUGUUUGCAACAGUUGAAAGGAAUACUGGGUCUAGUACAUUUCACCCACGGAACUGAUCUUAUUUCGGUUAUGCGAUCUGUCUUGUCUCAAACCCACGAGUGGAGAUGGGAGAGUGCAGUUUUGGGCAUUGGCUUCCUUUUCUAUCUCUUGGUUGCUAGAUAUGUUAGCACGAAACGACCAAAGCUCUUUUGGAUAUCAGCUAUGGCUCCAUUGACAUCGGUCAUCUUAGGAAGCAUUCUUGUUUAUCUAACCCACGCCGAGAAACAUGGCGUUCAAGUGAUUGGAGAAUUGAAGAAAGGACUAAACCCAAUUACAAUAAUGGACUUGUCGUUUGGAUCCCAGUAUCUAUCUACAGCAAUCAAAACUGGCAUUGUCACGGGUGUCAUUGCCCUCGCUGAAGGAAUUGCUGUGGGAAGAAGCUUUGCCAUGUUCAAGAAUUACAACAUUGAUGGUAACAAAGAGAUGAUUGCUUUUGGCAUGAUGAACAUUGCUGGUUCUUGUACUUCUUGCUACCUCACUACUGGUCCAUUUUCGCGUUCGGCUGUGAACUUCAACGCCGGAUGCAAAACUGCGGUGUCAAACAUUGUGAUGGCGCUUGCGGUUAUGGUCACAUUGCUAUUCUUAACGCCGUUGUUUCAUUAUACUCCACUGGUCGUGUUGUCUUCCAUUAUCAUUUCUGCGAUGCUUGGGCUUAUUAACUACGAAGAAGCGAUUCACCUAUGGCAUCUCGACAAGUUUGAUUUUGUUGUAUGUAUGAGUGCAUACUUCGGGGUGGUCUUUGGGAGUGUUGAAAUCGGAUUAGUCAUUGCGGUUGCAUUGUCUUUGCUUAGGGUACUCCUUUUCGUUGCAAGGCCAAGAACGUCCGCGGUGGGUCAAAUACCCGAUUCCACAAUUUAUAGAAGCAUGGAUCAAUACCAAAAUGCCAAAACUGUUCCAGGAAUCUUGAUACUUCAAAUAGAUGCACCUGUUUAUUUUGCGAAUGCUGGCUACUUAAGAGAAAGAAUUUCUAGAUGGGUUGAUGAAGAGGAAGACAGAUUAAAGUCUACAGGGGAAAAAAGUUUGCAAUAUGUAAUUCUUGCAUUAAGUGCUGUUGGAAAUAUUGACACGAGUGGGAUUACAAUGCUUGGAGAAGUUAAAAAACUCAUGGAAAGAAGAGGACUAAAGUUGGUUUUGGCAAAUCCGGGAGGGGAGGUGAUAAAGAAGAUGAACAAAGGGAAGCUAAUAGAGGUGAUCGGGCAAGAAUGGAUAUAUCUAACCGUGGGAGAGGCCGUCGGAGCGUGCAAUUACAUGCUUCAUACUUACAAGAAGGAUGAUAAGCCAACAUCAAAUGAAGCAUCAUCCGGAAAAGAGAAAUGGAAUGACAAUAAUGUCUAAUUCGAUGUCGUUAUUUUGAUUUGAUAUUAUUUGUCGAUCAAAAGGUGUAUUCGUAAUGAUAAAUAAUGUGUAUAUUGAGUUUAGUUCCCGUUUUGUUAUAUCUUAAUGUUAACUUCGACAA
Molecule: messenger RNA, 2223 nt
Organism: Erigeron canadensis
Lineage: Eukaryota; Viridiplantae; Streptophyta; Magnoliopsida; Asterales; Asteraceae
Product: sulfate transporter 3.1-like
Exons: 12
Coding region: 105-2102 (665 amino acids)
Biological process (GO): transmembrane transport
Cellular component (GO): membrane
Molecular function (GO): secondary active sulfate transmembrane transporter activity
Source: RefSeq, a predicted model, not a curated record